Messenger RNA from Exophiala dermatitidis NIH/UT8656, 1172 nucleotides. RefSeq names its product PAP2 domain-containing protein. Gene Ontology annotation, molecular function: phosphatidate phosphatase activity. The transcript is spliced from 2 exons. Bases 22 to 1059 code for a protein of 345 amino acids. NCBI's taxonomy places the organism in Eukaryota, Fungi, Ascomycota, Eurotiomycetes, Chaetothyriales, Herpotrichiellaceae. Gene Ontology annotation, biological process: phospholipid metabolic process. The record is from RefSeq and is a predicted model, not a curated record.
UCAUAUCUGACACUGCCUCCCAUGACAUGCUUCUCUUCAUCCUCUUCAUGGUCCAUCGACACGACUGCAAACUCAGUCAGACCUUGUGAAGCACCUCAGCAGCCCCAGAUGUGGCGUCCGACUAACGAUGCCGGGGCCGUCGCAGGCUCAGUAAGGCGGUUCUGGCGACGGUCGUACGCUUCCGAUUAUGUUGGACUUGCGCUCCUUUUCGCUGCGUACCUCGGGGCACAAUUCUUCGUCGAGCCAUUUCAUCGCAUGUUCACCCUUGACGACCACGCAAAGCAAUAUCCCCAUGCGCUUGUUCAACGGGUAUCGAACCUGGAAAACAUCAUAUACGCAGGAGUAGGACCGUUGGUAUUCAUCAUCAUGUGGUCCUUGGUAUUCCGACCAGGUUUGCACAAGACACAUGUCACGAUCUUUGGCCUCCUCGUCAGCCUCUUCCUGAGCUCGCUGCUCACGGACAUUAUCAAGAAUGCCGUUGGCCGGCCUCGUCCCGACUUGAUCGCGCGAUGCAAACCACAGCCAGGAACGCCCGAGCAUGAACUGGUUACGAUAUCUGUCUGUACGGAGACAAACCAUCAUAGACUACAUGAUGGCUGGCGCAGUUUUCCGAGCGGCCACAGCAGCUGGGCAUUCUCUGGACUAGGAUAUCUAGCUUUGUUCCUGGCUGGCCAACUUCGGAUUUUUCGACCACAUGCAGACCUGAGCAGGGUAUUGAUGGUCAUGGCCCCGCUGGUCGGAGCAUCGCUCAUUGCCAUGUCACGGUUGGCCGACUACCGGCAUGAUGUCUUCGAUGUUACCUGCGGAAGUCUUUUGGGCAUGUUGGUUGCAUAUUUCUCUUAUAGGCGCUAUUACCGCCCGCUCAACCACCCCAAGUGUGAUGUACCAUAUCCGAGCCCGGCAGAGUCCGAAGCAGCCAAAAUAGCGAAGAGCCGGGACGUGGAGGAUCAAGUCCACCCGGAUUUCGACUUGGAUGAUAUGUCGGAUGACGAGGUGCAGACAUACCCUCUCACGCAUGCGAGAUCACCAGAGACUGGUGGGCGAUCGGAACCACCGUAAGGUAGUUUUGUUGCUUAACAAUAAUGUAUUAUGAGUUUCACUACCUACAAUCCUUUCCCAGAAGUCAAUCGUGCCGUCGUAACCAAUGCAGAUGUGCUGUGCUUCAAGCUCGA